AUGAUCCAAUGGGGUUCGUCGUACCGUGGCAACUACCGGGCUUUACGAUCCAAUGGGGUUCGUCGCACCGUGGAUACUACCGGGCAAGAUUCUGCUGCAGGAUAUGAGGUUCGUCGCACCGUGGCAUGGGGUUCGUCGCACCGUGGAUACUACCGGGCAAGAUUCUGCUGCAGGACCUGUGUAGAAAAAAGGCAAGAUUCUGCUGCAGGACCUGUGUCGAAAAACGGUCACUUGGGAUGA
Molecule: messenger RNA, 240 nt
Organism: Echinostoma caproni
Lineage: Eukaryota; Metazoa; Platyhelminthes; Trematoda; Plagiorchiida; Echinostomatidae
Source: the annotation of a GenBank genome assembly